Messenger RNA from Sinocyclocheilus anshuiensis, 2039 nucleotides. Its product is annotated as immunoglobulin-like domain-containing receptor 1. Bases 110 to 1792 code for a protein of 560 amino acids. Gene Ontology annotation, cellular component: plasma membrane. The transcript is spliced from 9 exons. The record is from RefSeq and is a predicted model, not a curated record. Lineage: Eukaryota; Metazoa; Chordata; Actinopteri; Cypriniformes; Cyprinidae. Gene Ontology annotation, molecular function: high-density lipoprotein particle receptor activity.
AUCGUGGAAUGGGGGAGGGGAAUCAGACUUCCAAAGAGCAAAGGUGUGUUUACACUGACUCGAGAGAAUUUAGUAAAGGAAAAAAAAAACUUCCGUGUAACCGAGAAACAUGAAGGAAACGCUGAAGCUCAAGGUGCUUGCGCUCGUGCUCUGCGUAUUUCCAACAGAGCUGUUGUCUAUCCAGGUUACGGUUCCUCAUACAGAGAGACACACAAUGUUGUUUGCUUCUGUCACUCUGCGAUGUGACUAUUCCACUACUGCAAACCUACAAGAUGUCCUGGUCACAUGGCGAUACAAGUCCUUCUGUUUGGAUCCAGUGCUGGAAUAUUACUCAACAGCAUAUCAAGCAGCUCUGGGUCUGAAGCAAGACCCAGCCAAUGACUGUCCAGACAGUCAGCGCACUGUCCGCAUAGUGAUUCAGAAAAGAGGCCUCAAUGAAGCUAUUUUGGGGACAGAAUAUCGAGAUCGCAAGAUAUACGUACAAAACAAUGCUGACCUGGUUAUCAAUGAGGUGAUGUGGUGGGACAACGGCAUGUAUUUCUGCUCCAUCGAUGCAGCAGGUGAUGUUGUGGGAGACUCCGAUAAAGAAAUCAGACUCAUUGUGUAUCACUGGCUGACUGUGCUGCUCAUCGUCCUCGGUGGAUUGCUCCUCAUCAUACUGAUUUGUAUCUGCUGCUGCCAGUGCUGUCCUCAGAACUGCUGCUGCUAUGUCCGUUGUCCCUGCUGUCCUCGCACUUGCUGCUGCCCAGAAGAAGCGGUGAUGCACCACAAGAUGAUGCGUGACGCUCAAAAAGCAAUGGUACCGUGGCUCCAUGGCCAGCCCAUCUAUGCCCCCAUUGCCUCAAAGGCAUCUUCUCAAGCAAACCCUUUACUAUAUUCAGGGUCUUUUUCUGAAACUUCAUCCAAACACAACCUUCCCAUGGCCCCGAUGGUCAUUCCUCCUUCUCAACCUGUCCUGCCAUUCGUACCUCCCCACGGAUACCAUGCCAAUGGCAGCAUAAAUGGAAGUGUACGUGGUAAUAACCAGGUGUUCGAUUUUCUGGAGAACCAAGUAAGAGGGAUAGAUAUGGCUGCCCCAAUGCUUCAGCCUCAACAAUACUACACAGAAGUCCUGUUCCAAAGCCUUCCUCAUCAAUAUGUGGUCCCACAACCCCAAUAUGCAACUCCACCACCUCAACCCAUACCCCAAGCUGUACCUUUAUCAGCCAGGCCGCCCAGCAUGCUCUCAGCCCUGGACGAGAUGGGUGUCCAAGGUGUGGAGCGCAGGGUCAUCCAGCUGCCUCCCAUCGUGGGCCGAGCGAAACCGAGCUCUCGGCGGACCAAUGAUGGUGGAAGACACCGGCUAUCUAAUCAUUCCAGUGGUAGCUCAAACCGCAACGGUCAUCAUCGUGAUGAUUCCCGGAGGGAGCCGUCAUCUUCACGGAGAGGGACGCAGAUACAGCACAGCGACGGGUCGGACUGGGACGACAGGCGUGGAGCCCGAGGUUCAUCAGGACGCAGGGGAGUUUCGGUUUUGGAUAGGUCUUGUCCACGUGUUCGUAGUAAAGGGGAGCUUCUGGAGGAGCUGGAGCACGCGACAAACCACAAAGACAGAAGCUAUUCGCCUUCUCCACGUAGAGGCUCCUGGAGUUCAGACGAGGAGGACGGUUAUAGAAAACGGAAGCAAUCUCAAGGGAGAUUGUCUGAGAAACCACCAGCUUAUUCUACCAUUGAUAUUUUGCCUGGCCACAGCAGGAGGAGUGACCACUUCUCGGAUAAAAGCUCUCGCAGUGGCAUAAGCGUUGUGAUCUGAGUCCCUGCCUUGUCCUUCAUUUCUAACUUGAUCUUUCAUUACUCACCAGUCACCACCUACAAGUGAAUGUCUUCUGGACUACUGUCAUUGGGACUAAUUGUGUACUUCAGCACAAUAAUUAAACCGUAACCGCAAAUGGCCUGCAGUAGACCUCUGGAAGAUAGUGAAUGCACUGUACAUCUUUUUUACACUUUAUUUUGUGUUUUAAUUCUACUUUUAGAUGUUAUUUGAUCACUUAAACAUUUUU